UUAGUUCUUACGGUAGCUACCUGUGCGGUCUUCAAAACAUGAACCUUUUUCUCAUUCUAUUCACACCCCCUUUCCCAUAUAUAUACCACCGAUAUCCAACAACCUACCAAAUCUGCGACGCUUUUCUUCAUCAAUGAAGUUCCCAUUUUUCGCUUGUUUCUCUUCAUGGUCUACCGAACAAAACAACAUCAACAACGAUUAUGGUGCUGACGGAGUAAACGAUGGAGGCUUUCGUUCAUUCACUUAUAACCAAUUGAAAUCUGCCACUAAUAAUUUCGGUGACAAGAUUGGACAAGGUGGAUUUGGAUCUGUUUAUAAGGGGAGGCUCAUGGAUGGCUCAUUUGUGGCAGUGAAAGUGCUUUCAAUUGAGAUUGAAUCCAUGCGAGGAGAGAGAGAAUUUGUGGCAGAAUUGGCUACACUAGCAAAUAUAAAGCACCAAAAUCUUGUUGGCCUUAAAGGGUGUUGCGUAGAAGGAGCAAACAGAUAUUUAGUCUAUGAUUACAUGGAGAAUAAUAGCCUCCACCACACUUUCCUAGGUUCUGAGGAGAGAAGGGUGAGAUUCAGUUGGCAAAGAAGGAGGGAUGUAUCCAUUGGUGUGGCUCGUGGGCUUGCAUUUCUUCACGAGGAGGUGAUGCCUCAUAUAGUACACAGAGACAUCAAAGCCAAAAAUAUACUUAUUGAUCGAAAUUUUACUCCUAAACUUGCAGACUUUGGUUUGGCCAAAUUAAUGAGAGAUGAAACAUCUUACAUUAGCACUAGAGUUGCAGGGACAUUGGGUUAUUUGGCUCCAGAGUAUGCUAGUUCUGGACAACUAAGAAGAAAAUCAGAUGUUUAUAGCUUUGGAGUGUUGCUUUUACAAAUUAUCAGUGGUUUGGCGGUUGUAGAUGCCUAUACAGAUAUCGAACGUUUCAUUGUAGAAAAGGCGUGGACAGCUUAUGAGGCAAAUGAUCUAUUAAGAAUGGUAGAUCCUGUGCUUAAUACAGACUAUUUAGAAGAAGAAGCCAUAAAAUUCCUCAAAGUGGGUUUACUUUGUGUUCAAGAAACCGCAAAACUUAGGCCACGAAUGUCAGAGGUUGUACAAAUGUUGACAAACAACAACACUGAUAUGAAAGAUGUUCACAUUUCAAAACCAGGAUUUGUUGCUGAUCUAAGAAACAUAAGAAUAAAAAAACAUAUGACAACAACCUCGCCACAAGAAUCUAGUUCUUCAGGGGAAUUAGACAUGGAGGGAUGCUAUUUUCAAUCUCCAAUGGACAAUGUAGAUUGAAGAAUUUGUUUUUUUUUCCUGUCCAUAGAUUGAAGAUAAAUUUAUAACCUAGAAUUUUGUAAUCAAUUUUGUCAUUUUAGUGUGAGGUGUUGUUAUAUAAUUUUUAAAUA
Molecule: messenger RNA, 1377 nt
Organism: Cicer arietinum (chickpea)
Lineage: Eukaryota; Viridiplantae; Streptophyta; Magnoliopsida; Fabales; Fabaceae
Product: putative serine/threonine-protein kinase
Biological process (GO): protein phosphorylation
Molecular function (GO): protein kinase activity; ATP binding
Source: RefSeq, a predicted model, not a curated record